CGUGAACGAAAACGUAUGCGGAAAGCGAGUCGGUAUGAAAACACACGUUGUGCAUUUGUAACGAAACUCCUGUGGUUGAUCCAGUGCAGGACCUACAAUUACUAUGACUGAUGAGACCAGAAAUACAGUGUUUGUGUACCUCGGGGAGGGAGCCUGUGAAGAAAAUGCAGAGGUUGUAGUGCAAACACUAAAGAGACACCUGGAUGAAAAGCACUACAUCUUCAAGUAUAUAUCCCCGGAAGAGACCAUUGCAGGAAACUGGAAAAAAUUGGCUGCCUUGUAUGUGAUUGGUGGAGGGUAUGACCUUGGCUUUAUCAAUGCCCUUGGGGAUGAAGGGACUCUACAGAUUCAGCAGUAUGUGGCUGAGGGAGGAGCCUAUCUCGGGAUCUGUGCGGGAUCCUACUUUGGAUGUGACUACAUAGAAUUUGACAAAAAUGGACCCCAGGAAGUUUGUGGGGAAAGGAUCCUUAAAUUUUUCCCAGGUUUGUGCGUGGGACCAGUUUGGGGUCCUUACAAUUACGGCAGUGAGAGCGGAAGUAGAGCGGCCCAGGUGGACUUCUUUGACAAGGAGACUACCACACUCCAAGCCUAUUUCAACGGCGGAGGAAUGUUUCUCUUCUACAGAGAUCAGUUCAUAUCUGUCAAACGUAUUUCUGACCAAGUUUUAAAGAAACGCUGCAUGGAGUCCUGUGAUAAGGACUCAAACCAGUCUAGUAAAAGUGAGGUUGUCGAGAGUAACCAAAAGGAUUCGGAGCUCAAAGAUUCGGGACCUGAAGGUGGUGAUAAUUCUGGACCAGAAGAUUUGACACACACAUUAGCUGUUUGCAGAACAGAAGGAGAGAAAGGAAAUGCAUUUUGUGAUGUCCAAACUGAUUUGUCAGGAAUAGAACCUCAUCCGAAACGAUCAAAAACAGAUCAUAAGAAAAAUAAAUGUGAAUCUCCUAUUGAGAAUGAAUCAGAGAGUGUCGUAAAAGAAAAAACAACCCAAAGCAAAGCUAUAUCACUGGACAAGAACGUGGAGGUACUGGCUGUGUACAGUGAGAUUGAGGGUCGACCAGCAGCUAUUGUUAGGUGCCAAGUAGGCAAGGGUGUAGCUGUUCUCAGCAGCCCACACAUCGAAUACGACAGCAACAGCCUCAACGGGGAGGACAAGGAUAUCAAACAAAUUAUGCCACAUCUCGUUGAUUCAGACACUCGCCAAAAACGCUGCUUCAGAUCCAUGCUGUCACAUCUUGGCUUGAAUCUGAGUCAAUAGCUUCAGAUCAAUGUGGUUAUAUCUAGGCUUGCUUCAUUUUGAAUCUCUAGCUUCAGAUCAGCUUGGUGACAUCUAAGAUGGCAUGACUUGAGUAGCUUCUCAUGAUUUUGGGUGGAUCUAAUCUAGCUUAACUCUUGAGUCACUAGCCUCAGAUCAGUGUUGUCAGAUUUAGUUUGGCUUGACUCUUGACAUCCUCGAUACUCUAGGGGUUACACUCACAUCCGCUCUCUGCACCCCUGGAAUAUAUCAUAGCAAAAUUG
Mizuhopecten yessoensis (Yesso scallop) is the source of this 1515-nucleotide messenger RNA. RefSeq lists its product as uncharacterized. The record is from RefSeq and is a predicted model, not a curated record. The coding region runs from base 104 to 1255 and encodes 383 amino acids. The transcript has 4 exons. NCBI's taxonomy places the organism in Eukaryota, Metazoa, Mollusca, Bivalvia, Pectinida, Pectinidae.